CUUGAUGCUCUGAAGCAUUUUACUACAUUCGAUUUAUUCGCAUAUUGUUUUGCAUACUGACAUGGAGUUUUCUGGUGUCGUUUGGAAUUCGUUGAUUGCCAUCUUUUAUUGGAUAAUAUUUCUUAACGGAACAUCUGGUCAGUUUGAUGAAAAUUUUACGUUGCAAAAUGUAUGGGGCAGACUGCAGCCUAACAUGAGGUCCAUAAUACAGUGCUUAAGUGAUGACAAUCACAAAAAAAUCAAGUUUUCCAGAUUACUGGAUACUGGGCAGGGUCCCAAGUUACCAAAAUCCUCUCAACAAUUCAUGCAAGGAAAUCCAGUAUUUGCUCGAAUACUCUUUAUGCCUAAGGAAGAUCAAUUAAACCGUUUUGGAGCGUUUCAAUGCAAGGUAGUUAGAAAUCAAGUUGAAACGAAAAUUAUAGCCCUCAAACUUCCGCCUGCAAAUUUAGCUGAAUUGGAUGCUUUGUCUCCGUACAAUGUAGCGAACUUCAGAGACAGCGUACAACUGGAAGUGAACGUUACCAAAAAAUUAAAUCUAACUGUAAAAUGGCGGCAUAAUGGCGUCGAACUUCCUGAGUGGGACGAUCACUUGAAAAUUGAGCUGAAUGAUCUGAACGUUUCUGAUUCUGGUAUUUAUGAAGCAUACUAUGAAGGUAGACGAUCUUUGAGUCUUCAUGCUCUCAUGAGACUCAUUGUCAGAGGUAUGUCGUCAUAUAUAUCUUUUCAGAUAAAAGAGUAUUACCAGGAAAUUUUAUAG
This is a messenger RNA of Stegodyphus dumicola, 757 nucleotides long. Its product is annotated as receptor-type tyrosine-protein phosphatase mu-like. Gene Ontology annotation, molecular function: protein tyrosine phosphatase activity; protein binding. NCBI's taxonomy places the organism in Eukaryota, Metazoa, Arthropoda, Arachnida, Araneae, Eresidae. Gene Ontology annotation, biological process: protein dephosphorylation. The record is from RefSeq and is a predicted model, not a curated record.